Molecule: messenger RNA, 306 nt
Organism: Diatraea saccharalis (sugarcane borer)
Lineage: Eukaryota; Metazoa; Arthropoda; Insecta; Lepidoptera; Crambidae
Source: the annotation of a GenBank genome assembly
AUGGUUAAGAGUGUAUUUCGCGGUGAUAUCUGCGGUUACUGCAAUGCAUGUGUACGGUCGCGCCUAGACGCCGCUAGAGGACGCGACACGGGACCAGUGGAGUGCGCUUAUAAACAUAUAUUGGACGCUUACUGUCCCGGUGGCGGAAACACUAAGCCUCCGGAGUCUCCUAAAGCGGCGUGUGCGUCCUGUCGUUGGACAUCUGACGCUCAGUUUCCAGAAAGCGCGACGUCGUCCAGUGACCUUAGUCUCGAGUGGAGUUCGAGGUCAUCGCACCGGUCUUGCAUGCGGAGGCGCAAGAGGUAG